AUGUCUACCGAGGUUCCGCCAGAGGCUUCCAGAUUGGAGGACUUGCCAAGACCUGUGAAGACCUAUCACUCCGAGACUUAUGAUCGCAUUGCUCCCGCCAAGACCAAGUUCGAUGGCAAGGACAAAGUGGUCCUGAUCACCGGCGGAGCUACCGGCAUUGGAUUCUCCAUCGCGCAGUCCUUCGCGGAGGCUGGAGUUUUCAAGAUCAUUAUUGUCUCCCGAAGUCCGGGCCCCCAAGCAGAGGCAAAGGAGGAAUUGGGAGCGAAGUUUCCCAAUGUGGAGGUUGUGCUCUGCCAGGCCAGCAUGACCGAUUACGGUCGCAUGGUGGAGAUCCAGGAUGAAUUUGGCCCUGUUGGUGAGGAUAGCGGGCGGCCAUGAUCUGCAAUGGUUGGCUGACAAGCUCCCAGACGUACUCGUCCUCUCUGCGGCGGCGUCUCACCCCUUCUUGCCCGCGCUUGACCUGCCCUCAUCUGAAGUGCUCGACACCGUUCUCACCAACGUGAACGCCAACUACCAUAUCCUUCGACACUACCUUGGGCAGCCAAGUCCAGCAGCCGGCUCCAAGACUGUCAUCAACGUGUCCUCAUGCUCAUCACACAUGACCAUUCCAGGCCAGACGGGGUAUGGUCCUUCCAAAGCCGCUUUCACGCAGAUGAUCACGCAACUCGCCUCGCAGAUUACGCCGCAGAAAGACAGCGUGCGUAUGUUCAGCUACCACCCAGGAGCACUGUAUACCCCAACUGUGCGGAAGCUGGGCAUGACGGAGGAUGCUCUCAAGUGGGAGGACAUUCGACUCCCGGGGCAUUUCGCUGUUUGGCUUGCUUCACCUGAGAGUGACUUCUUGCAUGGCAAGUUCGUGUGGGCUGCUUGGGAUGUUGAUGAGCUGGUGGAGUUGAAGGGCAGAGUGGAGAAGGAUGCAAGUUUCUUGACGAUUGGUUUGGUGCAGUAG
Molecule: messenger RNA, 949 nt
Organism: Lecanosticta acicola
Lineage: Eukaryota; Fungi; Ascomycota; Dothideomycetes; Mycosphaerellales; Mycosphaerellaceae
Source: the annotation of a GenBank genome assembly